Messenger RNA from Sander lucioperca (pikeperch), 2860 nucleotides. RefSeq names its product cactin (gene cactin). Gene Ontology annotation, cellular component: cytoplasm; spliceosomal complex. Lineage: Eukaryota; Metazoa; Chordata; Actinopteri; Perciformes; Percidae. Bases 35 to 2635 code for a protein of 866 amino acids. Gene Ontology annotation, molecular function: protein binding. Gene Ontology annotation, biological process: negative regulation of innate immune response; mRNA cis splicing, via spliceosome. The transcript has 11 exons. The record is from RefSeq and is a predicted model, not a curated record.
CGACAGAGUGCUCUUCGGACCCCGCCAGUUCGUGAUGGAUUCCAAAACACGACGUCGGUUCCACUCCAAGUCCAGAAGUCGGAGCCGGGACCGGCGAAACAGGUCCAGAGUGAGCCGGUCUCGAUCUCCGGAGAAAAGGAGAGGCGGCAGUCGCUCUUUGGAUACGAAAAGAACCGCCCGUGGACGGGAACGCUCGGGCAGCAGGAACUCCAGCGAUGGCUCUCCUGACCGACGUCGGCCUCAACGCAGGGACCGACCAGGUUCACGGAGCGGCUCGGAGAGCGACAGGAGGCGGGGAGCAAACCGUCCCAGGAGCCAGUCGAGCGGUCGAUCAUCAAGUUCUGAUACAGAUGAUGCCAAAGUGAGGAGGGGGAGAAAGGAAAUGAGGAACCGGAAAGGAACAUCUCAAGAGAGGAGGAAAAGGUCCCAGUCCAGCUCUGACUCCCAUGAUGGAAGCAGCGACCGAGAAAGGAGAAGACGGAGAAGUCCUGACAGAGGGAGUCCAAUCCGAGAUAGACAGAGGAGGGAGCGAGACGGAGAUAGAGAGAGAGAUAGAGAGAGGCGGAAGAGCAACAGCAGAGACAGGGAAAUAAAAAACGACGGAGACAGAAGCCUAGAGCGCAGGAAGAGGAGUGAAGACAGGGAACAAGGGAGGAGUGAGAGAAGCAGCAGAGAGAUGCCCGACAGAAACAAAGGCAGGCAGCGCUCCAGUUCACCUGAGUCGUCUGAUAGCUCAGGGUCGGAUCGUGGGGGCCGCGUGGUCAAAGAAAAGGAGGAUAAGAAAAAGCAGAGGGAUAUGAUGAAAGCUCUGGAGACACCAGAAGAGAAAAGGGCCAGAAGGCUGGCAAAGAAGGAAGCAAAGGAGAAGAAAAGGAGAGAAAAGAUGGGCUGGAGUGAGGAGUACAUGGGAUACACCAACGCAGACAAUCCCUUUGGUGACAACAACUUAUUGGGCACAUUCAAAUGGCAGAAGGCGUUGGAUAAGAAAGGAAUUGGCCAUCUGGGAGAAAAAGAUCUUAAAGACAGGAACAAAUGUAUUCAGGAGGAGAAUCGCCGAGAGCUGCAGAAGGUGAAACAGCUGCGUCUGGAGAGGGAGCGAGAAAAGGCCAUGCGAGAGACGGAGCUGGAGAUGCUGCAGAGAGAGAAGGAGGCAGAGCAUUUCAAGACUUGGGCUGAACAGGAAGACAACUUCCAUCUGCAUCAGGCUAAACUAAGGUCUAAGAUCCGAAUCCGUGAUGGUCGCGCCAAGCCUAUUGACCUUUUGGCGAAGUACAUCAGUGCAGAAGAUGACGAUCUUGCCGUGGAGAUGCACGAGCCUUAUACCUUUCUCAAUGGGCUAACAGUCACUGACAUGGAUGACCUGCUGGAGGACAUUAAGGUGUACAUGGAGUUGGAGCAAGGGAAGAACGUGGACUUCUGGAGAGACAUGACGACCAUCACCGAGGACGAGAUCAGCAAACUGAGAAAGCUCGAGGCCUCUGGGAAAGGACCAGGUGAUCGUCGUGAGGGCAUCAACACAGCUGUGACCAUCGAUGUCCAGACGGUGUUCAAAGGGAAGACGUACAGCCAGCUGCAGGCGCUGCACCUGAACAUUGAGACUAAGAUUCGGGCUGGAGGAUCCAAUCUCGAUAUCGGUUACUGGGAGAGUCUGCUGCAGCAAGUCAGAGUCUACAUGGCCAGAGCAAGGUUGAGAGAGCGACACCAGGACGUGCUGCGUCAGAAGCUGUUCAAGCUGAAACAGGAACAAGGAGUGGAGAGUGAACCUUUGUUCCCCAUCAUCAAAGACGAGCCGAGGAGCGAGGAUGAAAAGGGAACCACAACAGAGGAGCCUGGUCCAUCCACAAGAAAUAAGAACAGAGGAGAGGAUGAAGAGGAGGCAGGUCCAUCAACAUCCACAGCAGGAAACCCAGAUGAGGAUGGAGGAGAGAAGGGUGACAAGAAGAACGAAGAAAAGGAGGGCGAGGUGGUGGAGGCCGUGCUAACGGAGGAGGAUUUGAUCCAGCAGAGCCAGGCGGAGUACGACUCUGGUCGCUACAGUCCCGCGCUGCUCACGUCCUCGGAGCUGCCGCUGGACUCGCACACCAUCACGCCGGAAGAGGACACACACAGGCUGCAGUUAGCACGCAGACAGCUGCAAGUCACCGGCGAUGCCAACGAGAGCGCGGAGGACGCCUUUGUACGCCGCGCCAAAGAGGGCAUGGGCAACGACGAGGCCCAGUUCAGCGUGGAGUUUCCCGUCACGGGGAAGAUGUACCUCUGGGCGGACAAAUACCGUCCCAGGAAACCUCGCUUCUUCAAUAGGGUCCACACGGGCUUCGAGUGGAACAAAUACAACCAGACACAUUACGACUUCGACAACCCUCCGCCCAAGAUCGUCCAGGGUUACAAGUUCAACAUCUUCUACCCGGACCUGAUCGAAAAGCGCUCCACCCCGCAGUACUUCCUCGAGCCCAGUCCCGACAACAAGGACUUUGGGAUCUUAAGGUUCCACGCUGGCCCUCCGUACGAGGACAUUGCCUUUAAGAUUGUAAACAGGGAGUGGGAGUACUCCCACCGACACGGCUUCCGCUGUCAGUUCGCCAAUGGGAUCUUCCAGCUGUGGUUCCACUUCAAGAGGUACCGCUACAGGAGAUAGAAGCCACAUACCAGGAUGGACCAAAACCUCAGUCACUGGGUUUUAUUUUAUAUAGGCUGUGCAGUCAUUUUGCUUUGUUGUAUCGUUUUUUUUUUAGCUGCUCUAUCACCAAAAAAAGCAGUUUGUUAAAGCAACAAUUCACUGUACUGUUGUCUGAAAAAGUUCAUUGUAACGUAAUCUGAAAAUUACACAUUAAAGAUAUUUUUUUCCUCAUUUUUACUCUUU